Molecule: messenger RNA, 3486 nt
Organism: Electrophorus electricus (electric eel)
Lineage: Eukaryota; Metazoa; Chordata; Actinopteri; Gymnotiformes; Gymnotidae
Gene: arvcfa
Product: ARVCF delta catenin family member a
Biological process (GO): cell-cell adhesion
Cellular component (GO): plasma membrane; cytoplasm; adherens junction
Molecular function (GO): protein binding
Source: RefSeq, a predicted model, not a curated record
ACGAUCUUCCUUCUUCUACGCGCGCGUAUCGUUUCAAACGUUCGCGCCGUUUUGCUAAACCAACACGUAUUGUUGUUUUACUCGAAAGAAUGGAACAAGAUGAAGGAGAGUUAUGGCUUGUGCCUUGAUCGGAAAAGAAGAGAAGCGGGAAGCUUGUCAGGGAUGGGCCGUGUCUGCUUCCAGGGACCUGGAUGAGGGUGUUUUUCUUAAGAAAGUCACGGAUUCUCCUCAGGCUCUCACCCAGGAGCAGAGCCUGGACGAUCCUUUGGCAGUGCUGUCAAAGAGGCAGACCAAAGAGCCAACAGAGGAGGGGGCGGCCACGGAGAACACUCUGGACACGCCCUCCUCCGACCUGUCCACCCUCACUUCUGCCAACGGAAGCCUCCGGAACACGGAGGCUAAUACUGAUGAGAGUUCAGGUUUAGGCACAGAAAAGUCCUGCAGCCCUGACACUGAACUGAACCCCCUCACUGCCUGCAGUUCUCAUGAGGAGGUGGUGCAGCCUGAGGAAUGUACAGCAGUUGCCACGGAGAUAUUUCAGACAGUGUGCACAGGCUCGCAGGACACGGAGAGCAUUUCCCCUCCAGUCGUCUCAGCGGAGAAAGUGGAAGAAACUGCUGGUGCUUCUCCCGCCCAGGCGGCUGCCGAGGCCAGCACGCUGCACUACCCACCAGGGGAGAAUGUCAAAGAGCAGCCUGUUCAGCAGAGCUCCCACCAAAGUCCUCGAGUGGCUCUCGGAGGUCAUGGCACCAUGCCCCAUGGUUUCCAGUACCCGCCUCCCUACUCAAACCUGCCCGCCAGGAACUACUUACCUGAGAACUGCUACACCCUCCCGCUCCACCGAGACUUCGGUCGAAUUGGCCAGAGCACGUCAGUGUGCAACGGCGCAGCUAAAAGAGACGAGGACGGUGCCGACCUGAGGUCGGGAAUCCCUGCCAUCAGCCAUCCUAUGAUGGGAGCGACGCUCCACCUGAGACCCACCCUGGACCUGGCGGUCGAUGACCGCCUCGGCCCACUGUUGAAUCCCUACCUGCAGGACCUGUACAGGAUGCAGACCCUGAUCCCGCAGAAGCGUGCCAGCAUGGUCAGCCUGGACACUAUCCGCAAGGACCCGCGCUGGAGGGACCCCAACCUGCGGGAGGUCAUUGCGAUGCUGAGCCACCCCAUGGACCCGGUCAAAUCCAAUGCUGCCGCCUACCUGCAGCACCUCUGCUACGAGAAUGACAAGGUGAAGCAGGAUGUGCGGCAGCUCCAUGGCAUCCCUGCGCUGGUGGCCCUGCUGGACCACCCCAAGGUGGAGGUCUACCGCAAGGCCUGCGGCGCCCUGCGCAACAUCUCCUUCGGCAGGGACCACUUCAAUAAGGUGGCCAUCAAGAACAGCGAUGGCAUCCCCGCACUGCUCAGGCUGCUCAGGAAGUCCAGCGAUAUGGAGGUUCGCGAGUUAGUCACAGGUACACUGUGGAAUCUUUCUUCUCACGAACCCCUGAAGAUGGUCAUCAUCAACCAUGGGCUCCAGACGCUGACUGAUGAGAUUAUCAUCCCACACUCAGGCUUAAGAGGGGACCCCAAUGACCCUUCUAGGCCUGGAGAUCCAGAAUGGACCACAGUUUUCAAAAACACUUCAGGAUGCUUAAGGAACGUGAGUUCGGACGGGGCCGAGGCUCGCCAGCGGAUGCGCGAGUGUGAGGGGCUCGUGGACGCCCUUCUUCAUGCCCUCUACUCUGCUGUGACUAAGAGGGACAUGAAUAACAAGUCUGUGGAGAACUGCGUCUGCAUCCUGAGGAACCUGUCCUACCAUGUGCACAAAGAGGUGCCCGGGGCGGAGAGGUUCUACGGCAACCCUGCCGCUCCACCUGGCAAGCCUCGCGGCUGCCCAAAGAAGAAGGACGAGCCGCACUGUUUCAGUGGGCGAGAGGAGUGGUUCAAUCACUGCAGGAGACACGGAGCGAGUGACAAGACCUACAGCACGUUGGACAUGCCAAAGCGCACGCUGCCGACGAAAGGCCUGGAGCUGCUCUAUCAGCCAGAGGUGGUGAGGCUGUACCUGUCACUCCUCAAGUUGAGCCACAACCAGAAUACUCUGGAGGCAGCUGGAGGGGCCCUCCAAAACCUGUCUGCAGGACACUGGGCUUGGUCCAAUUAUAUCCGAGCGACUGUGCGUAAAGAGAAGGGCUUGCCAAUUCUGGUCGAACUGCUCCACUCAGAUGCAGAUAAAGUGGUGCGGGCUAUUGCCAUCGCUCUUCGCAACCUGGCCAUUGACCACAAAAACAAAGACCUAAUUGGAAGCUAUGCCAUGAGGGACCUGGUCAGCAACCUGCCCAGCGGCCAGCAGCGUCCAGCCAAGAACCUAGAAGGGGACACGGUGGUGGCAAUCCUGAACACCAUACACGAGAUCAUUACUGACAACCUGGAGAAUGCUCGCUUCCUCAUUCAGGGACAAGGGAUUCAGAAGUUGGUGGCCAUAAACAGGACUAGCCAAUCUGUGAGAGAAACCAAAGCUGCAUCUCAUGUACUGCAGACUGUGUGGGCUUACAAAGAUUUAAGGCAUACAUUGUCCAAGGGAGGCUGGAACAAAACUCACUUUAAGCCAGCAGUCUCUGGAGUGCCCAAAAAGCAGAAGAAUGCAAAGCUGGGUAAUGACGACAUCACACUGCCCUUAAUGGAGAAAAACCAAGAUGCAUACUGCUGCGCCGAUCAAAGUGACAGGGUGGGGGAUGGGCCGUGCCGUAUGAUAGAGCGGGAGACCUUCCAGGGUGCAAAUGAUAAGAGGCAUUUCAUCAGGGCUAGCAGACCAGCUGUAGGACUAGUAGAACGCACUCCCCAGCCCUUGGACUCUUGGGUCUGAGACUAUGUUCGGUGUUUUCUCUGUCUGCAUUGAUGAGAAACUGACAUCAACAAAUCUGCAUCUAAACUGACCUCUACAAAAAUCAUGCUGUGUAAAAAGAAAAAAAAGAAAGCAUAUUUCAGCAUCCUCUGAAAACAGAUAAUGGAUUUUUUGUGUUAUGGAGAACAUGACUGAUUGUGGUUGUCAGUUUUUUCCAUGCAGUGUUUUUUCCUCAGCUGCUAAAAUAUUCUCUGCUUUUAGCUUCUGUCAUAAAUUACCAAUGCCAUUAUCCAAGAUAAUUUACAUACAUGAUCAUCGUAUUGUUUAAGAUUUGAUUAUAAACCAUAUCCUUGUAUAAUUACAUUUUGGGUCAAAAAGGCAUAUUGUAUAAUAGUGAUAGUAUUCUUUAACUGUAGGCAACACAGACAAGUAUUCUAUGUUGUUUUUUAUGUACAGCAAUGAGAUGCAACCAGAGCAUACUAUGGAUAUUAAAUGUGACUAAUAGUCUAUAAAAUAACAAACGAAAAUAACAGAUAUGAUUGUGCCAUUAAUCAAACAAGUAAUUCUUACUUGAAUGAUUUGUUCCUCACCAUGGGUGUUUUAACUGCUUGAAAAAAAUAAAAAUACUUUUUAUCUUUUCUCGUCCUUUAAAGACAAAUGAA